Molecule: messenger RNA, 1156 nt
Organism: Cimex lectularius (bed bug)
Lineage: Eukaryota; Metazoa; Arthropoda; Insecta; Hemiptera; Cimicidae
Gene: eIF6
Product: eukaryotic translation initiation factor 6
Exons: 6
Coding region: 187-924 (245 amino acids)
Biological process (GO): maturation of 5.8S rRNA; ribosomal subunit export from nucleus; maturation of LSU-rRNA
Cellular component (GO): nucleolus; preribosome, large subunit precursor; cytosol
Molecular function (GO): ribosomal large subunit binding
Source: RefSeq, a predicted model, not a curated record
AGGUUCGGACUGUUAACGCAAGCACGUGUCUCGCCUUUCUGACGGCGGACCUGGCGGCUUGCCUUCAGCCCUGUUCUUGCGUCCGGCGUCGUUUUCUCAUUCGACUGGUCAUCGCCGACACCUGGAAAAUCGUGGAUAUUUCGUGUCGAACGAAGACGGCGGAAGGAAAAACGAAUAACUAAGACAAUGGCAGUCCGUGUCCAGUUCGAAAACAACAACGAGGUCGGCGUUUUCAGCAAGUUGACGAAUGCCUACUGCCUCGUUGCUAUCGGCGGUUCUGAAAAUUUCUACAGUGUUUUUGAAGCAGAAUUGUCAGAAACGAUUCCAGUUAUUCACACAUCAAUUGCUGGCUGUCGCAUAAUUGGUAGGCUUUGUGUAGGUAACAGACAUGGUCUUCUUGUACCGAAUACUACAACAGACACAGAACUUCAACACCUUAGAAAUUCCCUACCAGAUUCUGUGAAAUUGCAGAGGGUAGAAGAAAGGCUGUCUGCACUGGGAAAUGUAAUAGGCUGCAAUGAUUAUGUAGCCCUCGUACAUCCCGAUCUUGAUAGAGAAACUGAAGAAAUCCUUUCCGAUAUCCUGAAUGUUGAAGUAUUCAGGCAAACUGUAGCUUCUAACGUACUUGUCGGCUCUUACAGUGUUCUUUCAAACCAGGGAGGACUAAUACACCCACAAACAACAACUCAAGAUUUGGAUGAACUUUCAUCCUUAUUGCAAGUUCCUCUUGUUGCAGGAACAGUAAAUAAUGGUUCAGAGGUUUUAGCUGCAGGAAUGGUUGUGAAUGAUUGGUCUGCUUUCUGUGGCAUGGACACAACGUCUACAGAAAUUUCUGUUGUAGAAAGUGUAUUUAAAUUAAAUGAGGCACAGCCUGCUGCCAUUACAACAUCAAUGAGAGCUUCAUUGAUCGACAGCAUGGCGUAACACACAGGCCUUUUUAUUUUUAAUAAUUUCCACCCAGAUGUAAAGGAUAAGUUUUAAAGAAAAUACCGGAGGAAUAAUUUUCUUCUAUUGUUCAAAAUAGCACAUGUGAUUAAACUCAGGUGCAGUUUUAUUAAUGCAUAUUAUUUAUUUUUUCAAAGUGUAGUUUGCCAUAUGUAAAUUUUUCACUCUGAAUAAUAUCGAAAUAAAAUUAACAUACAAAUCUCUUUACAAA